AUUUGUUCAAUUAGAUUCAUUAGUUUAUUUUUUUUUAGACUUUUGUCAUUUACUAUAGGAUUAAUUUUUAUUAUAAAUGAUUUUACAAUUUUUAUUGAAUGAGAAGUUGUUUCUAUAAAUUCUUUAAUAAUUGUAAUAACAAUUUUAUUAGAUUGAAUAAGAUUAAUUUUUAUGUCUUUUGUAUUAAUAAUUUCUUCUUUAGUUAUUUAUUAUAGAAAGGAAUAUAUAGAAAGAGAUUAUAAGAUUAAUCGAUUUAUUAUAUUAGUAUUAAUAUUUGUAACUUCAAUAAUAUUAUUAAUUAUUAGUCCAAAUUUAAUUAGAAUUUUAUUAGGUUGAGAUGGAUUAGGGUUAGUUUCUUAUUGUUUAGUAAUUUAUUUUCAAAAUAUUAAGUCAUAUAAUGCUGGUAUAUUAACUGCUUUAUCAAAUCGAAUUGGAGAUGUAGCUUUAUUAUUAGCAAUUGCUUGAAUAUUAAAUUAUGGUAGUUGAAAUUAUAUUUUUUAUUUAGAUGUAAUGCAAUCUGAUAGAGAAAUGUUAAUUGUUGGAAUAUUAGUAAUAUUAGCUGCAAUAACAAAAAGUGCACAGAUUCCAUUUUCUUCUUGAUUACCAGCUGCAAUAGCAGCUCCUACUCCAGUAUCGGCUUUAGUUCAUUCUUCAACUUUAGUAACAGCUGGAGUUUAUUUAUUAAUUCGAUUUAAUAUUGUAUUAAGAACAAGUUGAAUGGGUAAUUUAUUACUAUUAUUAUCAGGUUUAACAAUAUUUAUAGCUGGAUUAGGUGCUAAUUAUGAAUUUGAUUUAAAGAAGAUUAUUGCUUUAUCUACUUUAAGACAAUUAGGUUUAAUAAUAAGAAUUUUAUCUAUAGGUUAUUAUAAAUUAGCUUUUUUUCAUUUAUUAACUCAUGCAUUAUUUAAGGCUUUAUUAUUUAUAUGUGCAGGAGCAAUUAUUCAUAAUAUGAACAAUAAUCAAGAUAUUCGUUUAAUGGGAAGUUUAAGAUUAAUAAUACCAUUAACUUCUUCUUGUUUUAAUGUUGCAAAUUUAGCAUUAUGUGGAAUACCAUUUUUAGCAGGAUUUUAUUCAAAGGAUUUAAUUUUGGAAAUAGUAUCAUUUUCUUAUAUUAAUUUAUUUUCUUUCUUUCUAUAUUUUUUUUCAACAGGGUUAACAGUAUGUUAUUCUUUUCGAUUAGUUUAUUAUUCAAUAACUGGAGAUUCUAAUUUUUCUUCUUUAAAUAUACUUAAUGAUGAAGGUUGAGUAAUAUUAAAGAGUAUAAUAGGUUUAUUAAUUUUAAGAAUUGUAGGAGGAAGUAUAUUAAGUUGAUUAAUUUUUCCUACUCCGGAAGUUAUUAUCUUACCUUUAAAUUUAAAGUUAUUGACUUUAUUUGUAUGUAUUAUUGGUGGUUUAAUAGGUUAUUUAAUUUCUAAUGUAUCUUUAUUUUUUAUAAAUAAGGCUUUAAGAAAUUAUAAUUUUUCUUAUUUUUUAGGCUCAAUAUGAUUUAUACCUUAUAUUUCUACUUAUGGAAUUAUUAAUUAUCCUUUAAUUUUAGGUAAAAUAAGAAUUAAAUCAUUUGACCAAGGUUGAUCUGAAUAUUUUGGGGGCCAACAACUUUAUUAUAAUUUAGUUAAAAAUUCUCAGUUAAAUCAAAUAUUACAAAAUAAUAAUUUAAAAAUUUAUUUAUUAAGUUUUAUUUUUUGAAUUGUAAUUUUAUACAUAUAUAUAAUUUGUUUUU
This is a messenger RNA of Musca domestica (house fly), 1720 nucleotides long. NCBI's taxonomy places the organism in Eukaryota, Metazoa, Arthropoda, Insecta, Diptera, Muscidae. The record is from the annotation of a RefSeq genome assembly.